UUUCUCCCAUUCACAUACUCAUUCAUGCAGUUCCCUCAGACAAGAAUUAUUUUUUUCUUCUUAGCAAAGUCAUCCUGUAACUUAAAUGCCAAUCCUUGUAAGAAGCCCUUCCCAGAAGCCCUCCUCCCCUCCCACAGUACUUUAUGUAUCUAUAUAGAAACUUCUGCAGUUCAAAUGGGCAAGUUAUUUGCUUUAUCAAUAGAAAAAUACAAAUAAUAUUACAGGCUGGGUUCCCAGGAAGCACACUCUUACAUGACUAGUGUGCAGGAGAUUUAUUAGGGAAUGCUCUUGGGAUCAUCACUUGUGGGAGGGAAGAAAAGCUGAACUGGGCAGAAGAAGUUGGACUUCAGUGAAGUCUCAAUGGAAUGCCUUAGCUGAUCCUGCAAGUUGUUCUGCAGGAGGAGAAAAUCCAUCAGAAUUGUACCAAAUGGAGGUGAGAGGGCUGAGCCUUUUAUCCUUGCAUUGAUCAGUCACUGGAUGUGGCCUCUCUGAGAACAUUAUGACUCUGUGACACUGGCGUGCCUGAAAGGGGCUGACAACCGAUGGCUGGCUGUGGGUAUGACUCUUGGCAGCAGCAGCUCUGUUCUUUAUUCCUGAAGUGGGGUCUGAAAAGUGCAUCUCAAGGCCUACCACAAAUAGUAUAUAUCUCAUAGGAUUGUCAGAAGCCUAAAAUAGGGUAACAUAGAAAAGUACACAGCAUUUGGCCUGGCACAUAGGAAUCAAAAGCAUGCUAAGUAUGGUUAUUAUAAUAGAAUUUGGCUCUAUAAGUAGAAAGAGCAAGGUAGGGAAACGUAUUUAUUUUUGUAUCUCUAGUCUUAGUAUAGGGCACUAGUAUGUUUUAUCUUUCCUUUUUUAUUUUUGAGACAGUCUUGCUCUGUCGCCCAGGCUGGAGUGCAGUGGCACGAUCUCGGCUCACUGCAACCUCCACCUCCCGGGUUCAAGCAAUUCUCCUGCCUCAGCCUCCCAAGUAGCUGGGAUUACAUGGGAUAACAGGCGUGUGCCACCACACCUGGCUAAUUUUUCUAUUUUUAGUAGAGAUGAAGUUUCGCCAUGUUGGCCAGACUGGUCUUUAACUCCUGACACCUCAGGUGAUCUGCCUGUCAAGGCCUCCCAAAGUGGUGGGAUUACAGGCUUGAGACACCGCACCCGGCCUCCCCCACCCCCGUUUUUUUUUUUUUUUUUGACAUACUGCCACCCAGAAACACUAGUAUGUUCAAUAAAUACCUGAUGUGUUAAUAUAAAAACAUGUAACCCUUUUUCUUGAAGUAGAUGUUACUUUGAGUUGAACUCAAAGCUAAAAUACAAAACACCAUUUAAAACAUUUAAUAACUUUUAUUAGCAACAUAAAAGAAGGCACAACACGUAUCCACUUGCCCGAAAAAAAAAAUAGUGUUGCAAAGGAAAACAAAAGUAAUGAAACAGCACUGGACAAUUGUCAAAGAAGAGCCCCAGUUAAUGGCUUCUACCACUGGAUUUUAUAUUUUUGGAACAUAAUCUUUAUAGCCACGGAAUGAGGUUUAGCUGUUUUUGCACAGCUCAUAAAUGAUGAAGUUAUUUAUCUUCAUUAAUGUGUGUUGGGCUUUAUUUUCCUACAUGCUCAAUAUAGUUGGUAGAUCUGUUUUGAUAUUACUGAGCACUGCUUUGUGCCAGACACAAUUCUGGGGAUACAGCAAUGAGCAAAGCAGUUUACUAAGUCCCUGCUUUUAAAAAUUUUACAUUCCUGGUGGUGAGGAUACUGACAAAUAAAUAAGCUCUGGAAGUUGUAACUGUUAUGAAGAAAUAAAAGCAGGUGAAGAGUUAAAGCAAUGGUGCAGGUGUACUUUUUUUGGAUACAGUGGUCUGGGCAGCCCUCUGAGAAGGGACCUGAAAUAUGCAUCGAACAUCGACGAGUUAAAAAAAAUCUGGAGGAAAUGUUCUGCCAGAGAAAUCGGCAAGCGCAAAGGCCCGAAGUGGUUCGAGCCUGCGUGUUGUGGUACCAGCCAGAAAGCCAGAGGUGAACGAGGCGAGGCAGAAGCAUGAUCAUAAAUACAUGUAUGGAUGUUCUCCUGGCUUGAGACCACAGUGCUAAGGGAGGUGGGGUUUACAAAUCUCUCAGGAGGCCACAAAGGGCAGGAUGAAGCCCAUUUCCAAUGGCGGAGCUACGAGGACGCCUUUCCUCUGCUAGGGCCAGGUUGGAUGGUUGCAAGGGAUGGACUGCAACCCGCCCUCGGAAGACCAAACUUCGCCCAGGGGCAGGGACUGGCCGGGGAGGGCCUCGGCGGCGCCCGACCCGCGGGCGCUGCACGGGCCGCGGUUACCAGCAGGCGGUGUAGUGAGCGCGCCUGCAGCAGCAGCAACACCAGCAGCAACAGCAGCAGCAGCGGUCGCCGCCGCCGCCGCCCGCCAGUCCCAACGAGGAGAAAGGAGGGGACCGGAAGGAGCCGCUGGUGCUGCGGGAAGUGGCAGGAGCGGGAGGCGGGGACCCACCUGGAAGCGCCGCGGCGCCGCUAUCGAGCUUCUUGCAGCGGUGGCCACCCGAGCAAGUGCCGUGGCGGGGGCGGAGAGCGGCCACGGCGGCGGCGCCUCCCCAAGUGGCCCGUUGCGUCCGACCCCGCGUGAAAGUUAUCAGAGACUAUUACAGACGAUUGCUGUACUCGAGGCUCAGCGUUCUCAAGCAGUCCAAGACCUUGAAAGUUUAGGCAGGCACCAGAGAGAAGCACUGAAAAAUCCCAUUGGAUUUGUGGAAAAACUCCAGAAGAAGGCUGAUAUUGGGCUUCCAUAUCCACAGAGAGUUGUUCAAUUGCCUGAGAUCGUAUGGGACCAAUAUACCCAUAGCCUUGGGAAUUUUGAAAGAGAAUUUAAAAAUCGUAAAAGACAUACUAGAAGAGUUAAGCUAGUUUUUGAUAAAGUAGGUUUACCUGCUAGACCAAAAAGUCCUUUAGAUCCUAAGAAGGAUGGAGAGUCCCUUUCGUAUUCUAUGUUGCCUUUGAGUGAUGGUCCAGAAGGCUCAAGCAGUCGUCCUCAGAUGAUAAGAGGACGCUUGUGUGAUGAUACCAAACCUGAAACAUUUAACCAAUUGUGGACUGUUGAAGAACAGAAAAAGCUGGAACAGCUACUCAUCAAAUACCCUCCUGAAGAAGUAGAAUCUCGACGCUGGCAGAAGAUAGCAGAUGAACUGGGCAACAGGACAGCAAAACAGGUUGCCAGCCGAGUACAGAAGUAUUUCAUAAAGCUAACUAAAGCUGGCAUUCCAGUACCAGGCAGAACACCAAACUUAUAUAUAUACUCCAAAAAGUCUUCAACAAGCAGACGGCAGCACCCUCUGAAUAAGCAUCUCUUUAAGCCUUCCACUUUCAUGACUUCACAUGAACCGCCGGUGUAUAUGGAUGAAGAUGAUGACCGAUCUUGUUUUCAUAGCCACAUGAACACUGCUGUUGAAGAUGCAUCAGAUGACGAAAGUAUUCCUAUCAUGUAUAGGAAUUUACCUGAAUAUAAAGAACUAUUACAGUUUAAAAAGUUAAAGAAGCAGAAACUUCAGCAAAUGCAAGCUGAAAGUGGAUUUGUGCAACAUGUGGGCUUUAAGUGUGAUAACUGUGGCAUAGAACCCAUCCAGGGUGUUCGGUGGCAUUGCCAGGAUUGUCCUCCAGAAAUGUCUUUGGAUUUCUGUGAUUCUUGUUCAGACUGUCUACAUGAAACAGAUAUUCACAAGGAAGAUCACCAAUUAGAACCUAUUUAUAGGUCAGAGACAUUCUUAGACAGAGACUACUGUGUGUCUCAGGGCACCAGUUACAAUUACCUUGACCCAAACUACUUUCCAGCAAACAGAUGACAUGGAAGAGAACAUCAUUUACUAGUCCUCUUCAACACAUAGCAAUGGUAUCAUUGUUAAUUAUGUGCACAGUUUGGAAAGAUUCUCUGCUUUCCCAGAAAUGACACUCACAGCAUGAGAGCUUCCUGAGUGUUCUCGUCAAGUACAGCUCUGCACCGUUGUGGCUCUAGAUCACUGUUCAGCAGCUGAACAUUCCUGGUGAGCAAAGGGUUUCCCUGGUGAAUUUUUCACCACUGCGUUUUAGGUGGUGAUCUUAAAUGGGUGAGAUGGAACGAGAGCACACAUUAAAGAGAGAGUAAAUUCCAAAGGUUUCAAAGAACUUGGUCAUAAAUAUGAUAAUGAGAAGACAAAGUAUUUAUAUUAAAACAGUUUAGUAGCCUUCAGUUUUGUGAAAAUAGUUUUCAGCACAGAAACUGACUUCUUUAGACAAAGUUUUAACCAAUGAUGGUGUUUGCUUCUAGGAUAUACACUUUAAAAGAACUCACUGUCCCAGUGGUGGUCAUUGAUGGCCUUUAGUAAAUUGGAGCUGCUUAAUCAUAUUGAUAUCUAAUUUCUUUUAACCACAAUGAAUUGUCCUUAAUUACCAACAGUGAAGCACUACAGGAGGCAACUGUGGCAUUGCUUCCUUAACCAGCUCAUGGUGUGUGAAUGUUAUAAAAUUGUCACUCAGAUAUAUUUUUUAAAUGUAAUGUUAUAUAAGAUGAUCAUGUGAUGUGUACAAACUAUGGUGAAAAGUGCCAGUGGUAGUAACUGUGUAAAGUUUCUAAUUCACAACAUUAAUUCCUUUAAAAUACACAGCCUUCUGCCUCUGUAUUUGGAGUUGUCAGUCCAACUCAUCAAAGAAAACUGCCUAAUAUAAAAAUCAUAUAUAUGGUAAUAAUUUCCCUCUUUUGUAGUCUGCACAAAAUCCAUAAAAGAUUGUAUUUUUAUUACUAUUUAAGCAAGUGAUUAAAUUUAGUCUGCACAGUGAGCAAGGGUUCACAUGCAUUCUUUUAUACUGCUGGAUUUUGUUGUGCAUCAUUUAAAACAUUUUGUAUGUUUCUUCUUAUCUGUGUAUACAGUAUGUUCUUGAAUGAUGUUCAUUUGUCAGGAGAACUGUGAGAAAUAAACUAUGUGGAUACUGUCUGUUUAUAUUAUAGAA
Messenger RNA from Gorilla gorilla gorilla (western lowland gorilla), 4949 nucleotides. RefSeq names its product zinc finger ZZ-type containing 3 (gene ZZZ3). The record is from RefSeq and is a predicted model, not a curated record. Gene Ontology annotation, molecular function: zinc ion binding. Bases 2189 to 3808 code for a protein of 539 amino acids. The transcript is spliced from 11 exons. Lineage: Eukaryota; Metazoa; Chordata; Mammalia; Primates; Hominidae.